AGCUGUCGAUCACACGGUGCCAGGUUUCCAUAGUUUUCAUUGGCUGGAUGAGCGAGGAGCCUUGGCGGUUGUCUGGACAUGGCAGACGUUGGAGGCUGGCAGCCGCCUCGGCCCUGCGAGGCCUACCGCGCGGAGUGGGAGCUCUGUCGCAGCACCUGGCACUUCCUCCACCACUACUAUGUGUACGGCCAGCGGCCAGCCUGCCAGCAGUGGCUGCGCGACCUGCUCAACUGCCGGGACUGGGAGCAGCGCCGCAGCGCCGAGGCCCAGCGAUCCCUCUGUGAGAGUGAACAGGCACGGGUCCAGGCACGGAAGCACACCCUGGUAUGGACCCUGAGGCAGAGUCCCCCUGCAGACUGGCACCUCCCUCUACCACAGGAGAAGGACGAAUGAUGGGUGACAAGCAGCUGCGACCCUGCCCUUGGCCUGUACAUCUUCCUCAAGUCUCUUUCUUGCAGGGCUGUUGCACAGCUUUAUGGACUUUGACUAGCCCAGUCUAAUGGAUCUCAGUGAGCUCCUGCUUGACUUGGAACACAGCAAGACAUUUCCAGGUCUAACUGCCCACUGCUCACCUGUAUCAGGGCAUCUCAUCACUGAUACUCUGAAAGGCAACUGUGUCCACAGUUACAGGAAGCUAAGCAUUAUGGCAAGUCUCUGUGAGCACCAGGUCAGUCUAUCUUGUCCAUUCCACCACCUCUGGGAACAACCACACCAGAGGUGGCAGUCCUGAGGUAUAGGAAUCUACACUUGAGUGGUAGCCUGACCUUGUGGAUGCAUGGUGGUGGUAGGUUGGUCAGAAGAAGGUGGCUAAGCAGUUCUGCUGUGAAUGGGUCUUCUUCACCAUGAGAAAUGGGUCACCAUGUCUUGGGGCUGAUGAUUACAGUGUAAUCCAAGCAUGGGGUUCAUACUUCUUAGCUCCCGCAGAUACAGGGAAGGCAUACUCAGUGGGCAGGGCAACUUGCCUUUCUGCACCAGCACCUGUUACUGCUCUUGGAAACCGCAUUUUAAAGAAAUGCAUAGCUACAGAACACAUUCUAUUACAGGAAUCACAGAGUCUAGACUCAAGAAAUCAAAGUCCAAAGGCAGGGGGUGUGGGACACUUCAAGUCUAAGUAAGAUGGGGUUGAGGUCUCCUAAUUUCUCAUAGUUUUUAUUGUAUCAAGAAUCAUGUUUGAUUCCCAAUACAAGCUGAAAUUUAAAUCCACAUUUGUUAGACUUUAUACCUAACAAAGCUAUGCUCAGACAGCGUAUUUUGUUCUUUUGUAUUGUUUAUAUAAUGUAGUCUCUAUCUCUCUUCCCCUCCCUCAUUCCCUAUCUAUCUAUCUAUCUAUGAUCUAUCAACCAUCAAUCGAUUGAUCUAUAUUAUGAGCCACCAAGACCAUUAGUUUUUGAACAGGUCCCUUUAUUACUAAUAAGAUGAUUAAAUAUCUGCUGGCCUAUGUGAUGCCCAGCAUGCUCCCAGCUCCCUGCUCCCUUCCUGGCCACAAGCGUUAGGUUAUACAUCUUUCAGGCAAAAUUAUUGAUCAUUUCAGAAAGGCACAUUAUAGAAUAAAAUGUCCCUCACGUGUUUUCUUCUGCAUUCUUAUGAAUGAUGCAGGGUUACACGCUUACAGGAUCCCAAGAGUAAAGAAGAGUAUAAAGAAAAGACAGCGUUCCCCUGUUCCAGGGCAAUCUCAUCCAGCUACGGAGUCUUUAGCAUAGCUGUGGCUGGUUUAGGAAUAAGCAUUUCUAGCCAGUGAGGGGAGAGAGACGGUGCUGGAGAUGUAUAAUGGUUUUUUUUCAUUGAGUAUCUGGAAUGGCAGCAAUUACCCUGGGGUCUGGGAUAGAGCUGAACACACAAGUAAAGCCUAGAGAGGCCAACUUCCCACUACACCACACUUCCUGUCACCUGCUUGCUCAAAGCCAUAAGCGAAAACUCAUACACAGCUAGAAUUCUUCUUGUUCCUGUUUGCUCUCUGAACGUUGAGUCCCCCUCUGCAGUGCCAUCAUUGUGUUCUGCCUUCCUUCACUGCUGCAAAUUCCACAUCAACAUAUCUGAAUAGAAUGUUCCUGCAUUUACCCUGGAUUUUCUUUUUCUUUUUUUCAGUGUUGGGAAACAGGCUUAGGGCCUUGUACAUGCUAUGUGCAUGCUGUACCACUGAGCUGUGUCCCCAGACAAGAUCACAGCUUUGAGUCUGACAGAUUGCCUUCUAAAAGUUUCUGUGGUACUUUAAGGGAAAGACAUAAACAUUAAAAAUCAGUAAACAUGAGUCUCUGGUUGGGGAUGUGACAUAACUUGUUCUGCAAGCACAAGGAACCUACGUUUGAUUCUCAGCACUUCAAGAAAUAAAAAACAAGAGUAAAAACUCUGGCAGUCCACCAUAAUUAUAACCUAAGGACUUUGGAGGUAGUGGUAGAAUGAUGAGGAGUUCAAGGCCAUCCUUGGCUACAUGAAACUGUCUGAAACACAACAAAACCAAACCUAUAGUGAUGGUGCUACAAAGAGAACACAGGAAUAAGAUAAAGCAGUCCCUUUUGAACCUUUGGACAAAACUCCAUAGUAACAAGAACAUAUUGUACAUUUUGUUACACUGAAAAAAGUGUUACAAGAGUGCUUAUCUAUAAUAGGAUAAAAUGUGGCCAUUUUUAAGAAGCUACUAUGUAUGGCAAUGUGGAUACAACUCAAGGAAAUUA
This is a messenger RNA of Nannospalax galili (Upper Galilee mountains blind mole rat), 2672 nucleotides long. It is a transcript of the gene CUNH22orf39, whose product is annotated as chromosome unknown C22orf39 homolog. The transcript is spliced from 3 exons. NCBI's taxonomy places the organism in Eukaryota, Metazoa, Chordata, Mammalia, Rodentia, Spalacidae. The coding region runs from base 79 to 393 and encodes 104 amino acids. The record is from RefSeq and is a predicted model, not a curated record.